AUGCCGCCCGAACUGGGCCCCUCUGUCCACGAGACCCUCAGCGACUUUGAACAAUCCAACAUUAUCCUGGUGGAAUGGGAAACUCCUCUGCUGCGUCGGCUGGGCUACCCCCUCGCACCUAAGCCGGACUUAGUAUUCCUGGUCCCAGAUGAACAACUCCAAGUAGCAAACGAUAUCGCCAAAGCCAGAGGCUUGCUGAACGACAACCACCCACCUUCCUACCUCUCUGAGCUUGCGGGCCAGGGCUUUCGCUAUGUUUACGGCAACCCAAAGCGCCUCCUGAUGCUAGCGCCUCUUUCUUGGACUGGCAUCAAGAAGGAGGAGCUCAUGGCUGUCGCGCCAUCUGCGCGGCAACCCUCGUACACUACUUGGACAGUACCCUUGCCUGUUUUUUGUGUCGCCUAUUUGCGCAUUAUAAUGCAAGAGAGUGCUGGAAGCCGUGUUCGUGUCAUGGCAAUCGCAGAUCUUUCGAGCGUCAUCGCCUACAGCAUGUUUGACAUGGGCUACGAGGGGGACUGUAUGCUCGGCCCAGAGGAUGUUAUUGAUGAAGGUAUAGAGAUUCAAAGACACGUUGAAGAGGACAUGGCGGCCAACAAAGACGCUCUGGACAUGCAAAAUGCUCUCAACAGCAUACGAGAAUGGCAUUUUACCGAGGACGCUGAGUGGGCUAGAGGAACCUUGAUCCAGUUGGUUUCUGGAACGUUACGGUAUGAGGAUUUACCGAGCAAUGGACGACAGGGGGUUAUGGAUGAGGAUGAGUAA
Messenger RNA from Fusarium vanettenii 77-13-4, 762 nucleotides. RefSeq lists its product as uncharacterized. The record is from RefSeq and is a predicted model, not a curated record. The coding region runs from base 1 to 762 and encodes 253 amino acids. The transcript is spliced from 2 exons. Lineage: Eukaryota; Fungi; Ascomycota; Sordariomycetes; Hypocreales; Nectriaceae.